GUAGCUCUAUCCGGGGCCUUGGCGCUUCUCUCCUCCUUUCGCGCCGCCGGCUGCCGCUGUGGAGCGGUGGGUCCAUGUGCGCAUCGAACGGCGCUGCCGCCCCAGAUCUCGUCCGCGUUGCCUGUCUCGGCCUCGACCGCACCGCCAUGGACCCCAACACCAUCAUUGAGGCCCUGCGGGGCACCAUGGACUCCACGCUGCGGGAGGCCGCAGAGAGGCAGCUGAACGAGGCUCACAAAUCAGUGAACUUCGUUUCAACUCUCCUUCAAAUCACUAUGUCAGAACAACUGGAUUUACCAGUGAGACAGGCAGGUGUUAUAUACUUGAAGAAUAUGAUAACCCAGUAUUGGCCUGACCGGGGAAUUACUCCAGGGGAUAACCCGCCUUACUCAAUACCAGAAGAAGAUAGACAUUGUAUUCGAGAGAAUAUUGUAGAAGCUAUUAUUCAUUCUCCUGAACUGAUCAGAGUACAGCUUACUACUUGCAUUCAUCACAUUAUCAAGCAUGAUUAUCCUACUCGUUGGACUGCUGUUGUUGAGAAAAUUGGAUUUUAUCUCCAGUCUGAAAAUAGUGCCUGUUGGCUUGGAAUACUCCUUUGUCUUUAUCAACUUGUCAAGAACUAUGAAUACAAAAAACCAGAAGAGAGGACUCCAUUGAUAGCAGCAAUGCAACACUUCUUGCCUGUCCUGAAAGAUCGUUUCAUCCAGCUCCUUUCUGAUCCCUCAGAUCAGUCUGUCCUUAUCCAAAAACAGAUCUUCAAAAUAUUUUAUGCCCUUGUUCAGUAUACAUUACCCCUGGAGUUGAUCAAUCAGCAAAACCUAGCAGAAUGGAUAGAAAUUUUGAAGACGGUUGUCGACAGAGAUGUACCAGCUGAAACUCUCCAGGUGGAUGAAGAUGAUAGACCUGAAUUGCCAUGGUGGAAAUGUAAGAAGUGGGCACUCCACAUCUUAGCCAGACUUUUUGAAAGGUAUGGAAGCCCUGGUAAUGUUUCCAAGGAAUACAAUGAAUUUGCUGAAGUUUUUUUAAAGGCAUUUGCUGUUGGCAUACAGCAGGUUUUGCUGAAAGUGUUAUAUCAAUAUAAAGAAAAGCAGUACAUGGCUCCGAGAGUUCUACAGCAGACUCUGAACUAUAUCAAUCAAGGGGUAUCACAUGCAGUUACUUGGAAAAAUCUGAAACCUCAUAUUCAAGGAAUUAUCCAAGAUGUUAUCUUCCCAUUGAUGUGCUAUACAGAUGCGGAUGAAGAGCUGUGGCAGGAAGACCCUUAUGAAUAUAUACGUAUGAAGUUUGAUGUCUUUGAAGAUUUCAUUUCCCCCACAACUGCUGCACAAACAUUGUUGUUUACAGCAUGUGGUAAAAGGAAAGAGGUCCUGCAAAAAACAAUGGGCUUUUGUUACCAAAUCCUCACAGAGCCAAAUGCAGAUCCUCGUAAAAAAGAUGGAGCAUUGCAUAUGAUUGGUUCUUUGGCUGAAAUACUUCUGAAAAAAAAGAUAUACAAAGAUCAGAUGGAGUACAUGUUGCAGAAUCAUGUGUUUCCUCUGUUCAGUAGUGAGCUGGGCUACAUGAGAGCAAGGGCUUGCUGGGUUCUCCAUUAUUUCUGUGAAGUUAAAUUUAAGAGUGACCAGAACCUUCAGACAGCAUUGGAGUUAACAAGAAGAUGCCUCAUUGAUGAUAGGGAAAUGCCUGUUAAAGUGGAAGCUGCCAUUGCGCUGCAAGUUUUGAUUAGUAAUCAAGAGAGAGCUAAAGAAUAUAUAACGCCAUUCAUUAGACCUGUAAUGCAGGCCCUUCUUCACAUAAUUAGAGAAACUGAGAAUGAUGAUCUUACCAAUGUAAUUCAAAAAAUGAUCUGUGAAUAUAGUGAAGAAGUUACUCCUAUAGCAGUUGAGAUGACUCAGCACUUGGCAAUGACUUUUAACCAGGUGAUUCAGACAGGACCAGAUGAAGAAGGCAGUGAUGAUAAAGCAGUAACAGCUAUGGGUAUCUUGAAUACUAUUGAUACACUUCUUAGUGUAGUUGAAGAUCACAAAGAGAUUACUCAGCAGUUAGAAGGUAUCUGUUUACAAGUAAUUGGAACAGUUUUACAACAGCAUGUUUUAGAGUUCUAUGAGGAAAUCUUCUCCUUGGCUCACAGUCUGACCUGUCAGCAGGUCUCUGCACAGAUGUGGCAGCUUCUGCCUCUGGUCUUUGAGGUAUUUCAGCAGGAUGGUUUUGAUUACUUUACAGAUAUGAUGCCACUGCUGCACAAUUAUGUGACUGUUGAUACAGACACGCUCCUGUCUGAUACAAAAUACCUAGAAAUGAUCUACAGUAUGUGUAAAAAGGUCCUUACAGGUGUAGCAGGAGAAGAUGCAGAAUGUCAUGCAGCAAAACUAUUAGAAGUUAUCAUUUUGCAAUGUAAAGGCCGUGGAAUUGAUCAGUGUAUACCCUUGUUUGUGGAAGCUGCUUUAGAACGAUUAACUAGAGAAGUUAAAACAAGCGAAUUACGGACAAUGUGCCUCCAGGUUGCCAUAGCUGCUCUCUAUUACAAUCCUCAUCUACUUCUGAAUACCUUGGAAAAUCUUCGCUUCCCCAAUAACGUGGAGCCUGUUACAAAUCACUUCAUUACACAGUGGCUUAAUGAUGUAGACUGUUUCCUGGGACUGCAUGACAGAAAAAUGUGUGUGCUAGGCCUGUGUGCAUUGAUUGAUUUGGAGCACGUACCACAGGUUUUAAAUCAGGUUUCGGGUCAGAUCUUGCCAGCUUUCAUCCUUUUAUUUAAUGGGUUAAAAAGAGCAUAUGCUUGCCAUGCUGAACAUGAAAAUGACAGUGAUGAUGAUGAUGAAGCAGAGGAAGAUGAAGAAGCAGAAGAACUUGGAAGUGAUGAAGAUGAUAUUGAUGAAGAUGGUCAAGAGUAUUUAGAGAUUUUGGCAAAACAGGCUGGAGAAGAUGGAGAUGAUGAAGAUUGGGAAGAUGAUGAUGCUGAAGAGACAGCACUGGAGGGAUAUUCAACUAUUAUUGACGAUGAAGAUAACCCUGUUGAUGAAUAUCAAAUAUUUAAAGCAAUUUUUCAGACACUUCAGAAUCGUAACCCAGUAUGGUAUCAAGCAUUGACACGUGGUCUUAAUGAAGAUCAAAGAAAACAAUUACAGGACAUAGCAACUUUAGCAGAUCAACGAAGAGCUGCUCAUGAAUCUAAAAUGAUUGAAAAACAUGGUGGAUAUAAAUUCAAUGCUCCAGUUGUGCCAAGUUCAUUUAAUUUUGGUGGUCCAGCCCCAGGAAUGAAUUGAAUUAUCACUACUUUUCCUCCUACUGUGUGAUUGUAGUGAAGAGCUUGUGUUCCUCCCAAUAUAGUGGUUCCAGAACUGGUUCAUGUUAUCUACAGCUCACGCUAAAUGAAUUGGUAGAUUGAAUAUUUAAAAAGAAAAAACCCAGAAGUGGGACUUGAUCAUGCAACCUAAUACUGGAAAGAAGGUUUUAUGAAGAUAGGAAGAACCUGAAACUUGAGCUUCAAAUGACACACUGUGGAUAUUGAAAAUCAAGAGGGGAUGUCUUGAAGGCAGCUUCCUUUCUAUGAAGAAAAUAGGCAUUGGCUGCAGGACUGUUGGAAAGGUCUCAUUUACAGUACACAAGCUUGAAGGCCAAUUUAAUUUUUACAACUGUGGGACUGAGUAUUUGCCCAAUUUUCUUAUCCUCCCCCCCCCCCCAUGGGUAUCUAUUCUUUUAAUGUACAUAAAGGCAAUUGGAUGGCCUUACUUAACAUUUCAUUAUUUCCAUUUAUCAAGAUUGUUCAUAUGUAGAAUAUCGGACACUUAUUGUAGCACUACAUAACUGAUAAAAUCUGUAAAUGAUUUAGCACUUUCAUAUUGAAACAAGCCUGCUAGCCUAUGUACAAAAUUAGCAAAAUGUUUGUUUAUAAAAAAAAGGGAUGUUCUGGGGAAAAUUUCAGGUUAUUAAUUUAAAACUAGCAGUUUUGUACCUGGUGAACUGUGGUGCAGCUACCACUGGUUGUGACUUGAAUUUGAUAUGUAAAGAAGGGGCUAGUGGUAUUUCAUUGCUGCUAAAAAAGAAAAAAAUGGCAACGUUCUGUGUCCUUUGUUUUUUUUUUUCUUAAAGCUGUCAUUGUACAAAUGGAAAAUUGAAAAUAGAACUCUUCAUGUUUAAAUGCUGAGUGGAAAUUCAUUUUCUCAGCAAUAUGAAAACUGACAUGAAGUUCUGCUUUUCCAGGAGUGUAUUUUGAUGCGUGGUGAAACAUUUACAUAGGCAAUCUUAAAAUCUAAUCUGGCUAACUUGGGCUGGAGUUAAUUAAAGUUGUAUUCCCAUAUAUAGGAAUAUGGUCAGAAUUCAUUACAUUUCAAGGAUCUCCUCUCAUCUAUGUCCCUUCCCACUUUAGGAUGCCCAAAAUCCAGGAUUUUUUGCCUGAUCUAUUUAGAACAGUUUAUGUAGUUGUCUAAUUAAUUGAGAAUUAAAUAAAUCUUGUCAAUAAUGCAGCCUCUUCAUGCAGUGUUUAAACUGUUUUAACCAUAGAUUUCAAUUUGAAGAUAAGAUCUUUUGAUUAUCAGUUUGGAAAAAGUCAGAAUCCUCACUUAAUUUGAAAUUUAAGGUGUUGUCAUAAUAUAAGCCCUUGACCUGAAAUAGGGAUCUGUGGUCAGAGACUUCUAGCCAUGAAAUGGCUGCACCUCAGAAAGUCUCAUAUUUUGAGUUACGAAACUUAGAUAUGGUCAUCUAGACAUGGUCUCAGGGUUACCAAGUCCCAUCUUUGAAGCAACAGUUUUAUCAAUGUCAGGUGAUAUAAUAGCUAGCAUUUUAGCUACACUCUAGAAGACUUCUUCCUGCUGGGACCACUAUUGAAGAGUGACUUGGUGAAGAAGGGAACAUCAAAUAAUGUGACUGGGCUGGCUUAGUGCCCCAUCUACAAAAUAAAUACAUAGAUAAAAUCAUAGAUGCUGAGUUUCUGAUCUUGCAAUAAGAUCAUUGGUGUCAAAUCUUUUAAGCAAAAUGUUUAUUUCUCCUGGCUGUUUUUAUAUUAAUGGUCAUCUGCUGUUAUAACUGGUAUUGAACAAGCUACCUUAAUUUAAAUGUAAGCCUCCAAAACUUUAAAGACAGGUGAAAUGAUCUGAAUUUAUAUAUAUAAAAAUAAAAAUGAAAUGAAACAUAUAUAUUAUGAUAUUCAAAAAUGCAAUCUUCAGAAAACCAAUUUGUGUGAUGAGUAUUUGUUUUCUAUGUAUUAGUGGGGGCAGACUGCUUGGAGUGUUAAUUUUCUAGUGGACUAUCUACCUCUUGUCUCAAGCUUGAUACAAGUGCCCUUGUACUGUUUUUGACUGAGUACAGGUUCCGUUAAAGAGUUCUCUAAUUCUAUAGCUAGUGGCUAGAGGAGCAU
Molecule: messenger RNA, 5353 nt
Organism: Pseudonaja textilis
Lineage: Eukaryota; Metazoa; Chordata; Lepidosauria; Squamata; Elapidae
Gene: IPO7
Product: importin 7
Biological process (GO): protein import into nucleus
Cellular component (GO): nuclear envelope; cytosol
Molecular function (GO): small GTPase binding
Source: RefSeq, a predicted model, not a curated record